Molecule: messenger RNA, 1536 nt
Organism: Necator americanus (New World hookworm)
Lineage: Eukaryota; Metazoa; Nematoda; Chromadorea; Rhabditida; Ancylostomatidae
Exons: 14
Coding region: 1-1536 (511 amino acids)
Biological process (GO): ribosomal large subunit biogenesis; intracellular signal transduction; phosphatidylinositol phosphate biosynthetic process
Cellular component (GO): phosphatidylinositol 3-kinase complex; nucleolus
Molecular function (GO): 1-phosphatidylinositol-3-kinase regulator activity
Source: RefSeq, a predicted model, not a curated record
AUGCAUACUCACCAAUUUGAACACACAGUGACAGGUGAAAGCAGCAGCCAGCCCAUUCGAGAGCCACCCUCUGGCCCUACCAAUCCUAUCAGCUCCCGUGCGUCUCCUUUACAGUCGGUUGUUGAAUCAGAUGCUUCCGACUUUCACGUGGUGGUGCCUCAACAUAGGGGACAAAUGGCUGCACAUGCGGCUUCAGUCUCGUCAGCACGUACUAGAGACAGGUCGCGGGCUUCCUCAUUUUGUUCCUGCUUUUCACCAACUACAAGUAAUUCGGACACGGAUGAUGAGGACAGGCCAGCACAAUUGAGCAGGAAUUGGAACACUUCCGUUACCGAAGUUGUAAGACAGCAGCUUGCGCUUGUCGGAGAAGCAACAAAUCAAUUAGCUGGGCCUUCAAUUUCAAGGCGUACGAUGUUGAAUGAUGAGGUCACUGUGCAUCGUAUUGUGGAAUAUUCGCAUCAUCUAGUGCCAGACAUCGACCGCAUAUUAGGCUCCAGUUAUUACUGGGGGGUAAUGGAUCGGUUCCAAGCGGAACAGUUAUUAGACGGAAAACCUGAAGGAACGUUCCUCCUUCGUGAUAGUGCACAAACUGAAUACCUUUUCUCGGUGUCUUUUCGCCGAUAUCAGCGUACACUGCAUGCGAGGAUUGAACAGGGAAAUCACAGAUUCAGUUUCGACAUACAUGAUCAGAGUGUGUAUUCUGCACCCACUGUAACGAAACUGAUUGAGAAGUACAAGGAUCCUGCCAGGUGUUUGUUUUUCGAGCCUCAGCUCACUCAUCCGUUAUAUCGAAGUCAUGUAUUUUCCCUUCAAGAACUCUGUCGUGGUGUCAUUAUGACUCGAACUACUUAUAUAGGCGUGGCGAGUUUGCGACUUCCGCCAAAAUUGAAACAGUUUGUUAGACAAUAUCAUUACACCGUCCCUCUUAGCGAAAAUAUGGUGAAGAAGACGGGGAAGAAAUUCAGGCCGCGUCUGAAUCAUGUUGCGAGGAAGAGACGACAGGCCCAAAAAAAUAAGAAGAAAUCCAAGAGCAGUCUGAAAGUUAUCAGAGAGAACUGGGAAACUUCAAAAACACCCCGACAAAAUGCGUUGUCUAUGGGCUUGGCUUUCAGUCCGAACGAUACUGUUCCACUAAAACAACCUCAUCGUGAUAUCAUUGAUAUGACAGUGGGAGAAGGGAUGGAUCUCACUGAGGCAGAAACCCUCCAAACUGUAGCAGCACAACAGCUUAAAAAGAAGAAAGAAAAGCGUGCCGCACUCAAACAGGAAAAAGCAAUCAAAAUAGUUUCUUCCUUGGAACACGAAGCAAGUCAACUGCAAGCCGAACGAGAUUCGCAUCCGCGUACCGUCCGUUUACCAGACAGGGACGUUGAAUUAUUGAUAUUCCUUUCACAGCGCUACAAAGACGACUAUGAAGCUAUGGCUCGGGACCCAAAGAACCUGUUUCAGUAUACCCCAAAGAAGAUAUGCAAUUUAAUGAAAAUCUAUAAGUCAUCUGGUUUUCAUGAUGUAAUAGAAAAUCAUAUUAAGACGUGA